AUGAGGCCUCAAAUCAUAGUAUCAAUUUUAGCAUCGACUGCGAUGUAUUCACAGGUUGAGCCUUCCACCCCAAUGUCAACCAAAAGUGGAACCGUGCCAGGAGCUUUAACAUCAAUUGAGCAUAAACAUCACCAUAGGGCCCCUAAGAUAACGACGGCGCCAACAAUAACUAUCACAAAAAGGGCGAACGAUGAAACCACAGAUGAUAUGCCAGAAAUAACCGACGCCUCCACGUCAUACUCAUACAGUAUUGCAGUCCCUCAAGCUAGUGAAUCAGACUACACAAAUCCAUAUAUCCAAAGAACGCACCUACCUCGCAACUUAGUAUUCAUCAUAGUUGGUGCAAUAAUUGGUUUCAUGUUGGCCAUACUUUUGAGCUAUAGAAUACUAUCCUAUGUUAUAUCUAACAGGAGAGCCAAAUCAGAAAAGGAGGUUUAUUUUAGCAAUUCCGUGGGCCGGUUUUUGGACAUUAAUGGCCCCAGCAGUUCAAGUUCUUCCAUUUUGGAAAAGAGUUCAUCGAGUUCAAUGCCCAGUUUGUAUUUACACUCCCGGCAAAGUUCAAUUUUUAACCAACAGUUGAAUGAUGCAACUCAACAAAAUGCUCUGUCACAGGCAGGCCAUUCGUACAGGGACAACUCUACCAAUAGAGGCUCAAUGUUCAUCAGUCCUGUGUUAGAAAUUAUGAAGUUGAAUUCGUCAUCUCAACUAGAGCUUCCUUUAUAUCAUAAGAAUAUUCAACAAAGCUCUUCCUCAUCCCUUAUAUUGAAUCAACAUGAUUCUUCAAAUCAUUAUGAGACUGAAGUGUCUUCUGAAGAAAAUAUCAAAGAUGAACACAAGAAUCCAGCGCCUUCCACUCUUAGACGUCCACCAAGCCAAUACUUAGAUGAUCUUAUUGACUAUGCUGAAUUGUCUUUUGAUAGCAAAUCGAGCAUAUAA
Messenger RNA from Priceomyces carsonii, 936 nucleotides. RefSeq names its product pheromone-regulated protein. Gene Ontology annotation, cellular component: fungal-type vacuole; cellular bud neck. The transcript has a single exon. The record is from RefSeq and is a predicted model, not a curated record. Lineage: Eukaryota; Fungi; Ascomycota; Pichiomycetes; Serinales; Debaryomycetaceae. The coding region runs from base 1 to 936 and encodes 311 amino acids.